Molecule: messenger RNA, 2197 nt
Organism: Lotus japonicus
Lineage: Eukaryota; Viridiplantae; Streptophyta; Magnoliopsida; Fabales; Fabaceae
Product: BEACH domain-containing protein C2-like
Exons: 7
Coding region: 119-691 (190 amino acids)
Source: RefSeq, a predicted model, not a curated record
CUCGAAUUUAUCUUGUUUUGGUAAAAUCGAGUGGUUUCCUGGGUUUGGUUUCUUCGAUUUCUUCCACUGUGCACGCUCUGCUUCAGAUCCAAACAAGAUCAGUAAUUUUGAGUAUCUAAUGCAAUUCAAUACACUGGCUGAGCCUAGUUAUAAUGAUAUAACUUCAGAGAGUUUGGAUCUUUCAAAUCCUUCUUCUUAUCGAGAUCUUUCAAAGCCUGUUGGUGCACUGAACCCAGAUCGUCUGAAAAAAUUUCAAGAGAGAUAUGCUAGCUUUGAUGAUCCAGUUAUCCCCAAAUUCCAUUAUGGAUCACACUACUCAAGUGCAGGAACAGUCUUAUAUUACCUUGUUAGAGUUGAACCUUUCACCACCCUUGCAAUCAAAUUACAAGGCGGAAAUUUUGAUCAUGCAGAUCGGAUGUUUUCUGAUAUUUCUGGUACUUGGAAUGGAGUUCUUGAGGAUAUGAGUGAUGUAAACGAAUUGGUUCGUGAGCUAUUUUACCUCCCCGAAGUCCUCACUAAUGAAAAUUCAAUUGAUUUUGGUACAACGCAGUUGGGAGGAAAACUUGAUAUUGUAAGACUUCUAGCUUGGGCUGAGAAUCCAGUUGAUUUUGUGCACACGCAUAGGAUGGUUCUGGAGAGUGAGUAUGUAUCUGCUCAUUUACAUGAAUGGAUUGACCUCAUAUUUGGGUAGGUCUUUUUAAGACUUUUCAGUUUCUCGUCCUACUUUUGCUGUUUGCAGUAAAGUCGUGCACCUACUUCAAAGCUUCCUCUUGUUUAUUUUCACUUGUACACAAUAUUUUCAAGAGUGAUUCAUUGCCAUUAUGUUUAAUCUGUUUCAUUCUUUCCAUGUGUGUAAGGGAAAGCUUUAUACCUUUACCAGCUUAGGUUUUCAUAAUGUAAAUGAAAAUCUGAACUGGCAGUGUGUACCUGCAUUCAUAGAAUUUGCGUGUAGCUUAGGUGUGCAAAUUUUUAUUGUUUGAGUAUCUUGUGAACUUGCAUUCUUUUAAGUUUAUAUAUAUAUGAAGUUUUUGAAAGCUUUUCCAUACUGAUGAACUUUUUCUGCUUGGUCAUGCUGUUGCAGAUGACAUAACUGAAAGUUUAGAAUAGAUUUAAUACUGAUCACAGUGAUAAGUAUUUCAAAACCUAUUGCUUCUACAGAUUAUAAGCUUCAUUUUAUUUAUUGAUUGAAUAUAUAAUUUGACUUUUAAAAAAAAAUUUAAAACUAUUUUCUGCAAUUCAAUGUAAUUAAAGAGAAAAUAUUUUAAAAAUCACUGUAGAACUUUGCGGCGGUUUUUAACCGCCGCAAAAUAGAGGCGGAAUGAAUUACAGACUCUGCGGCGGUUAUUCCAACGCUUGGAAAUAAGCGCCGCAGAACGGCCCCCGACGCUCGUAACUGCGGCGCUCGUGUAAACGCCUCAUUAUACAUUUUGCGGCGGUUUAAACCGCCGCAAAAUGCUUCCAGAAGCGCCGCAAAAUGCUUUUUUUUUUUGUAGUGUGUGGUGUUGGGGUGGAGUCUUGUGACCAUCUUGUGUUUUCUUGCCCGGUGGCGAUGGACAUUUGACGUGGAUGCUAUGGGUGGAUGGGGAUACUAACAGCGCUUCCAAGGGCACCCAUGAUCAUCUUCUUCAGUUUAACUUUGCCUGGACCAAAAGACAAAAGAUUGGAGCAUUUUCCAUUUGGUUAGGUACUGUGUGGUCAACUUGAUUGGUGCGUAAUGACGUAAUUUUCAGGGUCGGUGAGGUACAAAUUUCGAUAGUUUUAAUUUCGGUAGUUUUAGGAGGGUUUUCUUGUUCGCUGUUUGAGUGGUCUAUGCAACCGCUUCUUUGCUUACGAGAACUAUAAUGUGUUACUGGUUUGGCUCUCUAUCUGCUGGGUUCGGUGGCUUAUGGCAGCUGGAUCACAUAAUAGGUGUGGGUUUUGGUGGCGAAAUUGUUGUUUCUUCUUGUGGCCACAAAUGCUUUUCUUGUUGCUUGUGUUCUCUGGUAGCAACACGGGUUUUUGGUGCUGCCAUUAGUGGUGGGGGUUGGCCGUUUGCUUUAAGUUUGGAUUAGUUGGGUUUCUUGCCUUUGUUCUUGUUUCUUGUUUUUUUUUCUUGUUCUUUGUAUUUGUAUUAUGGGUUUGGAGUACCUCUUGUACUCCCUUUAAUGCAAUUUUUGGCUUAUAAAAAAAAUGUAAUAGUAGUUUACAAUACAAGUAA